AUGAUACAAGAUAUAAAGACACUACUUAAAUCGAAGCCAUUGGUGAUAGAUGGUGCCUUAGGUACUCAAUUAGAAACGAAAUUCAACAAAUUAUUGCAAGAAGACGGUAUAAACAUUCAGUCUCAUCCAUUAUGGUCCGCACUUGUUCUUCUCAAAAAUCCGGAACUUAUUCAAGAAGUACAUUAUGAUUACUUGUGCAGUGGUGCUAAUAUUAUUACAACGUCUACGUAUCAAGCAUCUAAAAGGGGUUUGCUUGAACAUGCUCCAGGUAUUGAAAAUGAUGAUGAAGUGAGUGCUGUAUACGAUAAGGCAAUUGAGCUAGCAGUCGAAGCGAGAUUACAAUACUUAUCAGAAGUGGAUAAAGGUAGCCACAGUCUGACUAAUAAAGAAAUAUUUAUUUGUGGUUCGAUAGGUCCAUUCGGUGCUUAUUUGGCUAAUGGUGCAGAGUACACUGGUGAGUAUGAUUCGCAUAUAAUUGAACAAAAAGAGUUGAAACUUUUUCACCAUGACAUAACAGAUCGCUUUCUAAAUAAUCCUGAAUGCGACAUCAUUGGAUUUGAGACAAUCCCUAAUUAUUCUGAAUUCCAGCAAAUUAUUGAAUUAAUGGAGGAUUCAUUGCAAAAAACCAAUAAGCCUUUCUAUAUCAGUUUGAAUUUUAAGGAUUCUAAAACUAUUUGUGAUGGCACACCUUUAAGCAUAGUUGUUGACUACCUUAACGAAAGGUUGUCUAGAAGCGAAGUACUAAAGUCUGCAUUUAUUGGACUUGGUUGUAAUUGUGUUCCAUUAGAAUCAGCUACUGAUAUCCUUUCAAACAUUUCUAGCUUGAAUAAGAUCCAUGAAUUUCCAUUGAUUGCUUAUCCUAAUGCUGGGUUGGAUUAUGAUCUAUCUAAAGGUGAAUAUAGUAUAAAGAGUUCAGAAAAGCAAGUAUGGGAAGGAUUAUGCCGCGAAUGGCUAAAAAAACUAAACGUUAGACUCGUUGGUGGUUGCUGUGGAAGUGGUCCAAAAGAAAUAUCCAUUAUUAGGAAUGUUACAGACAGAUUUGUGAUCGAGGAAAACUCGUAUUGA
Messenger RNA from Debaryomyces fabryi, 1065 nucleotides. RefSeq names its product S-adenosylmethionine-homocysteine S-methyltransferase (gene SAM4). Gene Ontology annotation, molecular function: S-adenosylmethionine-homocysteine S-methyltransferase activity. Bases 1 to 1065 code for a protein of 354 amino acids. The transcript has a single exon. NCBI's taxonomy places the organism in Eukaryota, Fungi, Ascomycota, Pichiomycetes, Serinales, Debaryomycetaceae. The record is from RefSeq and is a predicted model, not a curated record. Gene Ontology annotation, biological process: S-methylmethionine cycle.